AUGGAUGAAAAAGCAAGAAGUUUAAAAAUCAAUAAGAACAUGGUGGAUUUCGAAAACGAGGACGACGAAAUGGUCCUAAGGAGAGGUCCAUGGACCGUUGAGGAAGAUUUCAAGCUUAUCAAUUACAUUGCUACUCAUGGUGAAGGUCGAUGGAACUCUCUAGCUCGUUGCGCUGGACUCAAACGGACCGGAAAAAGCUGCAGACUACGGUGGCUAAACUAUCUGCGACCAGACGUCCGCCGUGGAAACAUAACCCUUGAAGAACAACUCUUGAUUCUUGAACUUCACUCCCGUUGGGGCAAUAGAUGGUCUAAGAUCGCACAAUAUUUACCAGGAAGAACAGAUAACGAGAUCAAAAACUAUUGGAGGACUCGUGUCCAAAAGCAUGCAAAACAGCUUAGAUGCGACGUGAACAGUCAACAGUUUAAAGACACCAUGAGAUUUCUUUGGAUGCCUCGGCUUGUAGAACGGAUCCAAGCCGCCUCCGUUUCAACCUCCACGUCCUCUUGCGUCACCACCUCCUCGGAACAGUUGAUGAUUACCGGAGUCAACAACAAGAGCUGCAUGGAACAUGUGGGAUUAAUGAGUAACCCUAAUGGCUACAUCUCACCGGAAAAUUCCAGCGUGGCAGUAUCUCCGGCAUCGGAUUUGUCCGAGUGUCAUGUGGCCAGUAAAGGAGGGAAGAUUGGGAGUAACUAUAAUCCGUAUCAGGAUUUGGUAGGUCAACAAAUGUUAUGGCAGAAUUGUUUGGAUAACAAUGGAUUAUUAAACGGAGAUUCAACGGCAAUGCAGGAGCAAAGCUACGUUAAUUGGUUCGAAAAUAUUAAUGGGAUACCUUCUUAUAGUUCGGACAGUUUUUGGAACAUUGGAAGUGAUCAAGACUUUUGGCUCUUACAGCAACAGCUCCGCAACAAUGGAAGCUUCUCAAUAGAAAAAAAUAGUUAA
Messenger RNA from Arabis nemorensis, 945 nucleotides. Lineage: Eukaryota; Viridiplantae; Streptophyta; Magnoliopsida; Brassicales; Brassicaceae. The record is from the annotation of a GenBank genome assembly.